GGAGAACGUUUCGGAAUUCGCCUCCAUGCCGCCCGAGCCGACGGGGAAGAAUAACCUCCAUGUGCUGAUUGUAGACGACAAUGACAUUAACAUCAAGGUACGUAUGACACACCCGUCACCAUGAUGGGCAUUAGGUGACAGAGCACAGAUACUGGCAACCUUCAUGCGCAAAAUCGGCUGCAGCUAUGAAACUGCAAGCAAUGGUCUGGCGGCGCUGGAAAAAUAUAAGGACUCGGCUCAGCCGUUUGAUUAUAUCUUGAUGGACAUCUCCAUGCCCAUCAUGGACGGGAUCGCCUCCUCGGGCAAGAUCCGUGAGUACGAAGAGCAGCAGUCGCUGCCGCGCGCCGCCAUCAUGGCGGUCACCGGGGUGGCCUCGAGCGAGAUGCAACAGCAGGCCUUUGCAGCUGGCAUUGACGAUUACCUGGUGAAGCCGCUUUCACUGCAUGAUCUGAAACGAAUUAUGAAUAUUGCAUGACUGGAUAGAUGUUUUGGUAGAUAAUACAGCUUUUGUUUGUUUGGGUUGGUUUGCGUUUGGG
Messenger RNA from Aspergillus heteromorphus CBS 117.55, 536 nucleotides. Its product is annotated as response regulator. The record is from RefSeq and is a predicted model, not a curated record. The transcript has 2 exons. NCBI's taxonomy places the organism in Eukaryota, Fungi, Ascomycota, Eurotiomycetes, Eurotiales, Aspergillaceae. Gene Ontology annotation, biological process: phosphorelay signal transduction system. The coding region runs from base 164 to 475 and encodes 103 amino acids.